AUGGAUCCACCGGUGGUUCCUCUCAGUCGAACUCGAUUGACCCGAGACUAUACCUUCGAGGACGACAUGCCGCCUGCAACAGCAGUAAAGAGUCCUCCAGCGCCUAAAUCUGUGGAAGGAACACAGGGCACUUCGACACCACGACCCAGCUAUCAUGAAGGACGUUCAGAGUCAUCUAGGUCUAACGAUGGUAGGAGCAGUGCACUCAGAAGCCAAGCACCAGAAAGUCCACACCAUAGCAGAGAGUCGUCAGACAUUCGCAGCCUGGAGACGGCAACACCCACUGGCCAAAUGGAGGACAAAGGCAACCUUGAAGAGCUUCGCAAACUCGACUUCAAUCUUGACCCCAUAGAGGAAACAGACAAGAGCGCAUACGAACCUUCCAUCAGCACAUUCUCGCGCACUUCUCACAACACCACACUGACCGUUGCUUCUUCAAAUAAACUGCCAGAUUUCUUCGCGCAGGAAGUCUUUCAGAUAGUACUUCACAACCCGACCACCUCGCAUCAGCUUCUCAAAUACAGUCAGUCACGACUAUGUGGUGAGAACCUGGAAUUCCUGGAAAAGGUCACCAGGUACAACAAUCUCCUGAGCGAAGUUGCGAAGAACAUGUUUGACAUCCAUCGCAACUUCAUUUCGGUGAACUCACCCAACCAGAUCAACAUUUCGGAAAAUGUACUUGUGAAGGUCAAUCGAGAUCUCAAGUCCGCGUUGACAACGACCCUUCCAAAACUUGAAUCCGUGUUCGUCGAUUCGCAGAACAGCAUUGAGAGACUGGUGGCGGAUGAUGUAUACCCGAAAUUCGUGCGACACCAAAUGACCAUGAGCGCUGCAAAAGCACUGGCGGGCGAUCGAGGCAAAUACGCCGGUUUGGGCGACUGCUUCGUGCUGAGCGAUCCCAUCAAAGCCGAUAAUCCAAUCGUCUAUGCCUCAGACGGCUUCGUCAAAGUCACAGGCUACGCGCGCAACGAAAUCAUCCCCCGAAACUGUCGGUUCCUCCAGGGUCGACAAACGGAUCCCGCGUCCGUCAAGCGCCUCCGCGAAGCCAUCAGCUCAAGGGAAGAGAUUGUGGAACUACUGCUGAAUCAGAAGAAGUCCGGCGAACCCUUCUGGAAUCUGCUGUAUAUGACGCCCCUUUUCGACGCUACCGGGAACGUGGUAUUUUUCCUCGGUGGCCAGAUCAAUUGCUCAACGACAGUUCAUAAUCAGUCAGAUGUUUUACGCAUUCUCGCCAUGUCGAAUGACACGGAUGAGAAGGCGGUUGACGGCGUACUGGCGCCCGAGAUACAAAAGACGCCUUCCCGUGCGAGCAAGUUCCUGGCGAACUUCCGGAGCAAGAGUGGCACGGUGGAAGCGCAUCGGAUGCCUGGCAUGGAAGAUAAACUCUUGAAUAAAAUGGAGACAGAGAAGAUGAAUCUCCGGAGGCAGAUGGACACUUUCUACACUGCUUAUUCCAAGUUCCUCGUGAUAAACUACUCGACAUUCUACAUCUCCUUCCACUCGGCCGGUGCUGCCACACUGCUGUACCCGGCACGCCCGAUCCCCAACAGCUCCAUCUCGCAGAUCGUCGGCAUGGACAUCUUCCGCUGGCUGUCGGUGCACUCGGCCUCAAAGGUGUCCAGCGAGUAUAAGUCACGCGUGCGCACGGCCCUGAAGAUGGGCAAUGCCGUCUCGCUCGAUCUCACCAUGUGCACCCGGCGAUUCAUGGGCUUCGAGAAGUUCGCGACGCACUGGACGCCCCUGAAGAACGAGGCUGGCGAGAUCGCUUUUGUUAUUCUCACGCUCGGUGGCUUUCAGGAUUGA
Molecule: messenger RNA, 1803 nt
Organism: Exophiala bonariae
Lineage: Eukaryota; Fungi; Ascomycota; Eurotiomycetes; Chaetothyriales; Herpotrichiellaceae
Exons: 2
Coding region: 1-1803 (600 amino acids)
Cellular component (GO): nucleus
Source: RefSeq, a predicted model, not a curated record